Molecule: messenger RNA, 298 nt
Organism: Staurois parvus
Lineage: Eukaryota; Metazoa; Chordata; Amphibia; Anura; Ranidae
Source: the annotation of a GenBank genome assembly
AGAGAGAACAGUAAAAAUGCAGGCAGGGCACAGGACAAAGCACUCGGGACAAAAUGUAUGUGAAAUGUCACUUUUUGUCAUUUUCAAAUUUCUCGCCAUUCCAUCCCCCAUACGUCCCGACGCUCACAGAGGACGGAACCCAGAUGACAGAUGCUGGCGUCUGCCGGAUUACAUUGCCGGGGACACUGCAGGAGGGACAUCACAGGAGCACAGGACAAGGUAAGUGAUAACAGAUCCCGGAGCAGCGCCGCAUGGUAAGCCCGAGUGUAGCUCGGGGUUACCGCUUGUUGUACUGAAA